Molecule: messenger RNA, 362 nt
Organism: Monoraphidium neglectum
Lineage: Eukaryota; Viridiplantae; Chlorophyta; Chlorophyceae; Sphaeropleales; Selenastraceae
Exons: 1
Source: RefSeq, a predicted model, not a curated record
GCGUACUCACCUACAAGCGUGAGAGCGAGCAGGCGCUGGAGGCCUCGGGCAUUCCCUACAUCCUUCUGCGCCCCUCGCGCCUCACGGACGGCCCAUACACCUCAUACGACCUCAACACGCUCCUCAAGGCCACCGCUGGCAGCCGGAAGGACGUGGUGAUGUCACCGCGCGACACGCUGAGGGGGGAGGCGUCGCGCAUCACCGUGGCGGAGGCGGUCGUGCAGGCGCUCGGGUCGGCGGCGGCGGAGGGGCGCGCGUUUGCGAUAGAGAGUGUUGAGGGUGAAGGGCCGGGGGAGGAUGCGGCGGCGUGGGGCAAGCUCUUCGAGGCCGUGUAUGCGCGGGAGCCCGCGCGCGCAGUAUGA